Danio rerio (zebrafish) is the source of this 3670-nucleotide messenger RNA. The record is from RefSeq and is a predicted model, not a curated record. NCBI's taxonomy places the organism in Eukaryota, Metazoa, Chordata, Actinopteri, Cypriniformes, Danionidae.
UGCGUGCAGCAACGCCUCUCUCACAUGUAGAUACGAUUCAUGUUCGCCUCUCUCAAUCAGAUACUGCGAUUGGACGCAUGUGAUCAAGGGUGCGGAGAAAAUGCAAUUUGCAAUUGGCUCGUCUGCUUCAAGGAGGGGUUAACCGAGAUAACCCGGAAAAGAAGACAGAGCAGCGACUCAGUUCCGAGACCGACUGUGAAACUGUCAGUCUUAUCAUGGCUGGAGCUGGAGGUGACAAGCCUUUCGCCAAGGCCGGCCCAAGCCCUUUAUCUCGGGUUUUGAGAAUCAGUCAGCUGGAUGCUUUUGAACUGGAUGGUGCACUGGAACAGCUUGUUUGGUCACAGUUCACCCAAUGUUUCCAGCAUUUUAAACCUGGGAUCUUAACCCCUGUGGAACCAGAACUCAAAGCGCUUCUCCAGCUCCUCCUGUGGAGGUUCACCAUCUACUCCAACAGUGCCACCGUGGGCCAGUCACUGCUCAACAUUCGGUACAAGAAUGCACUGAUCCCGGGACAGAAAUACCGGCCCAUGAGUCGGCCACAGAAGUUUUGGUUUGCUUUGCUGACGGUGGGUGAAAAGUGGUUUAGAGAGCGCUCCCAUAGCUUGUUUCUCAACCACCCAGCAGAGUCCAACGCUCGCAAAGCCCGUAAAGUACUCAGCAUCUUGUUGGGCCUCACCAAAGCGGCCAGCCUGGUCAACUUCCUACUUUUCCUCCAAAGAGGAACCUUUCCGACCCUUACCGAAAGAUUGUUGGGAGUGCAGCCAGUCUUCAGUCGACCCCAAGGGCCACGAGACAUCAACUUCCAGUACCUGAACCGGGAGCUGUUGUGGCACGGCUUUGCUGAGUUUCUCAUCUUCCUGCUGCCUUUAAUAAAUGUAUGGAAGCUGAAGGCUGGUGUUUCAGCUCUGUUUUCUCCUCUUAGUGACCUAACGGGAACGCAGAGUUCAGAGGAAACCCAUCUCACAGAGUGUGCCAUCUGCGGGGAGUGGCCCACAAUGCCCCACUCCAUUGGUUGCAAGCAUGUGUUCUGCUACUACUGUGUCAAGAGCAAUGUGAUUGCUGACAUUUACUUUACCUGCCCCAAAUGUGGUGCGGAGACCGGGCAGAUAGAGCCAGUCAGGCUGCAAGUAGGAACAGAGUUGCUUCAGAGCUGACACUCAGACAGCCUGCUGAUUGACUUGAGAUACAUACAACAGAGUAACUUGAGAUCAAGUUGAACGUCUAUCACAGAGAUUAGUUGAUGAAAGCGUAUGCCUUGUGCCUUUUUUUCUGAAAUGAGAGCAUUUGUUGCCAUGAAAUAUGCAGAAAUUUGUACAAAGAGACAAACUUAAUGAUGUAAAAUUCUAAAACAACAUCAUUUGUGUCGCUAAUUUAUUCAGCCUCAUUAAAGUUUGAUGGAAGCUGUGUAUCAGAGGUCCACUUUCCUGCAUUCUUGGAUUGAGCGCUGAGCAAAUGAAUAAACAUCAAAACAAGCCUUUGCUCAACUGCCUGCACGAUCCAAUUCCCCUCAUCCCCUAUGAAGAGAGAAAUUUGCACAAGAUCAAGGAGAGGCCAUGAUAGCACCAGGGGGUAGUGGGGUAAGAUGCAGAUUGACAGGCAUCCCAUCCUAAUCUCCAUGGCCCUUCUUAAUACGCCAGUAAACUGUAACAAACCAGAGUAGGGCCGAUGCAAGUUUCGGGCAUAUUAUGCUCUAAGCCUAAUAAUGACUGCAAAGAUGGGUAUUUAUUCUGCUGUUAACUCUCUCCAGUGAGCCAUGCCUGAGGCCAAACACAUCCAAAUGGACUCAGACCUUCUGGAAACUCGCACUCUAGUUUUUUUUUUUUCCUCCCCCAGACCACAUUGCCUUAAUUGCCCAUUGUGAAGGCAAUCAGUCAAUUCUCUGGGCAAGAGGAACCAGUGGUUUCCAAGAUUUUGUCAUUUUUUGAAAUCGCUGAUCUCAAGUUCACUGUGACAAAGACUUGAAAAUUGGGAACAUGGCACACCGAUUCACCCUCAUGUGGAUUCGCUGACAUUAUUAUGCAUAUGGUCGAAAACACGGGACCACCAAGAAGUGUAGCUCUCGGUAUAUUCAAAACUGCCCAAGUUUACGCGAACACUGAGUUAACAAAAAAAAUGUUCAAAAGAUAUUUAAUGUGCAACAGCGUCUGUUUAUACCCUUUGUUUUCCUUCAUAGGAUUAAAGGAACUUGCCGCCACUGUUCUGGAAAUGUUCAGUAAUGAUUGCCAAUUUACAAUAUACUCAACAUAUGGUUCUGGUGUAUACCACAUACAUGUAGAUCGAAUCCAGGGAACAUCUGUCCUUCAAAAUACAUUUUUAAUGACUUCAAAAGCAUUCAAAUACAAUCCUGUAAAACUGAAUACCAAACAUAACAGACUGUUGCGUAUUGUAUACUGUGUGUAUAUUUUGAGUAUAUUGUAAAUUUAAUUAAUGAUACAUAUUUUUCAAAACUGGUUAAUUUGUUUAAUCAGGUCGGUAGAGUAAAAAGGUAUGCAAUGAUAAAAACAAUAGUAAUAUAAAAACAUUAUUUAAUUAGAUUAUAACUUUGUUAAGGGGAUGAGUGUUAAUUUCUGUGAAGAAUGGUAGCUUAAAAGCUGAUUUUCUAAGUGGAGCACCACUCAUAUUUCAAUAAAAAGAGACACUCUGUAUAACCUAUGCAUAAUUUUAAACAUUAUGUUGUAAUAAAAUAAACUGAGAUGAAAGCCAUCCAGUUAAAUAAAAGUAACUAAUGUUGUAAUUUAAAAGGUUUUUGAACACAAUGUGUAUUUUAUGUAGCUAAACACACAAACAUCCCUGUAAGUCAAAUGCAAAGAUUUCUCUUGUCAUUUUUCUUUGUAACAGUUAUCUAAAGAGUCGACCCUCAUUUUGCUCUUUAUCUUCUCCAAAUCUCAUUUACACUCAGGAUUGCGACAGUCUCCAAUCAGCUAUAAAAUCUGCAGUCUUUGACACCAUUUACUUUGCCAAUUGCCCACAUUCUAUUUUUUUCUGUCUUUUCUUUUUAACAUACACACUGGGUGUUACAGUAGACAUGGCCAUAUUCACACUCUGAUGAGUGAUCCUGCUCAUUUCAAUCCACACAUUCUUGAACCUUUGAUGUCAGGCGUUGAGUUCUCUGAUUAACAGAUUUGGAUUUAAAGAGCUCUACUUUUGUGUAAUGCUACUUACCCUUUGCGGCUAUUCUAUGCUAAAUUAAAUAGCAGCCAAAAGAUGUACUCUAUUUUAUAUUUGUGUUUAUAGGACCCUAAAAGAGUUUUUUUUCUUGUUUUUUAUUAUAGAGAGAGAGAGAUUUUCAUUUUUUUAGUUUUCCUUCUGUUUUCAUGGUUCGUAGUAGUAUUACAAUAGCUAUGUUUCUGUCACAAUUUGCUCAAGAAAUUUUGACACCUAAAUGCUGGUGAAAUGAAUGCCAGAGCAGCUAUGUAGCAGGUAUGUGCAGACACUGGAGAGCAGUGGCUGAAGUGGAAAAGGGGAACUUUUCUUUUUUUAACGGCAUACCUUUACCAUUUCGUUUACUGUUAACGACACAAGAUGUUUGAAUAAUGUUAGAAACCAGCCAUUGACUUGUGUAGUAGGAAAAAAUACAUUGGAAGUCAAUUGCUAUUGGUAGCAAACAUUCCUCAAAAUAUCUUCUUUUUUUCUUAAUUUUUAUUUUAAAUAAAGACAGGUUUAAAUUAAA